UUCGCCAGCGAAGCACCCCCAGGCGGCUCUCAACCGUCGCCAGCGACAGGUGGCGCCCGGCGCCGACGCCCGCCGCCUGCGCUCUUCGCACCUCCAGCCCGAUACAAUCCACCCGGUUCUAACAUGAAAUUUUAAUAUCGGGUUUGUUUAACACAUCGUUCUGCAGUGUUCGGUUUCCUUAAGUGUAAAUUAAAAGUUUAGGAAAUGCGGUUUCUAUUGCAUCUGUCGUGCGCCUCGGAAUUAAGGAUUUAAUUCUAGAACCUUAAUUGUUGAGUUAGUAAAGAAGUGGAGAGAAAAUCGCCAAGGAAUGUAUUGGCGAUGACGCAACGCGCCUCGCGCGGCAUGUCCUGAUGUGAUGGCAUCCAGCCGCACCGCCCUGCUUGCGUUGGCUACUCUCACUGCACUCGCUGGGUGGAGUGUGUGCGCGCCGCAAGGCAGCGUGCAGGGCGGCGCGCAGUUGCCAGGCGUCUCGCACUCUACCGCACCGCCCGCGGGUGUCGGCGGCGUCCGCAGAUUCAGCCAGUAUUCCAGAGGGCGUGGCUAUCGCGAUUGGAGGACCAGGGGUGACCCAACACUCAUCAACUCAUUGUGGAGGAGCAGACAACCGCUGGGAAUUCGGAAACAACUUGGGAACGCGGAGGUGUACAUUGUGCUAGCGUUGCUGAUAGGUGUGGUGACCGUGGUAGUAGGUUGUUGGCUAUCAGACAAUUGCUGGUCUCCAGAACCCGAGGACAUCCUGGCAGGCGGCUGACCCGUGGCGGCGGGCGCGUGCACGCAUGUGUAGCGCCCGCCCUCCGCGGCCGAUCGGGAAAGUCCCUCGGGCGCGGGCUCGCUGUCCCCCGUGCUGCCAGCGCCGGCGCCACCGCCUGCGCGGCCGGCCUUCCUUCACGCCGCUCGCCACCUCUGCAGCGGCACCUGUCUCCACCUCCCGUGUGACAGAAGACAACCCCCACCCUUCUGACAGGAGACUGUGCACCGUUCUUGUCGGGUACACGAAAAAGCUAACGGAAAUCACAUUCCGUUUGUGAGUAACGGUGCGUGCGAUGGCUAAUUACUUAUUAGUGUCUAGUGAAAUGUGGUCGGUGCGAUGACGAAACAGAGCUUUGUUAAUAUUUGUGACGUGUGUGAAUACUUCGAUGCGAAAUUUCGUACUGUAAUUUAAUCUAUGAAUUCACUGUCUCUCGUCGUAGAUCACGCUUCUAGCGGUCGCUCUGAUUUUAUUACUAGGAGAAGUGGUACAGCUGCGAUUUUCAAUGUACCAUUUUACUGUUGUUUCUAAAAUUAUGUGCCUUGAAACGCUUUCCUCUAUUUAAAAUUUAGAUUAGAGAGUGUUUUGAACCCUUUAGAAGAUGUUUCUUCUUUCUGUCGUAAUGGUUAAUCCCGUAUAAGUGCCAUACACAUCAUGACCGUGCCUUUACCGUUCUAUAGACUAUGAGAGGGACGUAAUUUACAAUAGUUCAUAAUGAUAUUUUUAGUUUAUUUGUCUUCUCCUCGAUUAUUUGUCCACCUUCAUUUGUUAUUAUUAGUUAUAUACUAUAGAGGAAAGUGCUAGGACCAGUCUUUAAAAUUUUGUCAAUUGGUUGUACUAAAAUUUGAGUACUAGAGUUACAUUUGUAAACAACGAUACCAUUAUGGAUAAUCAAUUUAGGGGACACUGUAAAGUUUUGAAGUUUUUUAACAUGAGAAACCUAUUUAUAUAAAAUUGGUACUAUUGUGUAGAUUACGUGCAGCCUUAUUGUAAAGCAUUCUAAACGAAUAAAUUGAA
Pieris napi is the source of this 1765-nucleotide messenger RNA. RefSeq lists its product as uncharacterized. Lineage: Eukaryota; Metazoa; Arthropoda; Insecta; Lepidoptera; Pieridae. The record is from RefSeq and is a predicted model, not a curated record. Bases 356 to 751 code for a protein of 131 amino acids. The transcript has 5 exons.